Messenger RNA from Drosophila eugracilis, 492 nucleotides. RefSeq names its product protein CTLA-2-beta (gene cer). Bases 111 to 350 code for a protein of 79 amino acids. The record is from RefSeq and is a predicted model, not a curated record. The transcript is spliced from 2 exons. NCBI's taxonomy places the organism in Eukaryota, Metazoa, Arthropoda, Insecta, Diptera, Drosophilidae.
GUAUUAACGUUUCUUUGUUGUGUUUAUAUGUUGUGAGUCAGUGCAAAAUUGUGAUAAAACCUCAGAAUUGAAACAAAAUUUAGUCUGCCACCAAAAUUACAAGUGUCAAGAUGUCUCUAGUAACAGAUGAAGAGUGGGUGGAGUACAAAUCCAAGUUCGACAAGAUCUACGAAGCUGAGGAGGAUCAGAUGCGGCGUGAACUCUACGCAAAGUCCAAGGCCCGGAUUGAUGAACAUAAUCGGAAAUUCGAGAAGGGCGAAGUGACUUGGAAAAUGGGUAUUAACCAUUUGGCUGACCUCACUCCUGAAGAAUUUGCUCAGCGUUGUGGUAAAAAACCGCCACCGAAUUAAAUACCAGAAUCUCACUCAAAAUUUAUUUGGAAUCGUGAUCGCUUAAAGACAGUAAUCUCUUUGUAUAUUUUUACAAUCAUGCAUUUGUAUUUUGUAAUGUUUUUAUUUUACCCACCCCACAAUAAACAAUAUUUCAGCUGAU